AUGUCAGCCCCCACGAACUCGCUCCAGCAGCCGAGGGUUAGACGCAGCAAUGCGGGCUCUCCAGGCUCCUUCAACAACAGCAGCAGCUGCCGUCUGCACCCCAUCCGUGCCACCGUGCCCUACCAGCUCCUGCGUGCGGGUCAGAGCAGCCCGACGCGGGUGCAGACUCUCCACGGAGGAGCCACGAACAGCCGGGGCUCCAGUCCCCCCUCCAGCCCGACACUGAGUUCAGGAAGUGCAAAGCAAAGACUGUCCCCUGAAAAUAAGGACUCCUCCUGCCCCCCAGACUCUCCAGUCUCAAGAGGUAAAACCUUAUUCCAUCUGUUUGGCGUUACUUAAACCCAGAGAUACCGUAUCAAGGUGCAGCUGCUGACUAUUGUUAACUUACCAUCAGAAACAGGUUUACUGCCAAGUGGGUUUUUAUAUACAAGGAAUUUGUCUCUUUGCCAAAACAAGGAAUAAAAGAGUAGAAAACUGACGAACAGCAGUCAGGGAACUAGAAUAACGUCAAAAUAAAAAUACUAGGCCAAUAUAAAGAAAUUUAAGGUGUAAAAUCUGUACAGCUGAGCAUUAAUGUUUAAGAAGAUGGGUGGAAAACUGUCAAAAUGAAGUCUGGGAACAGUGUGCAAUGCAAUCAUUAAGCAUUUUUUUUGAUAAAUCAACCACUUUACAUCUGAUUUUGAUAUUAAUAUGUACAAAAAUAGGAUGUAUGUUACUUUAGUUUAGUUUCUUUGUCUCUAGAAGUCUAGAACGAGGUUGAAAUCAACCACGAUACAUUUAAUUUUAAUAUUUAUACAUGCAAAAAUAGGAUGUAUGCUACUAUAGUUUGUUUCUUUAUCUCUAGAAGAAUUGAACAAGGUUGAAAUCAACCACAAUACAUUUAAUUUUGAUAAUUAUAUGUGCAAAAAAUAGGAUGUAUGUUACUAUAGUUUAGUUUCUUUCUGUCUAGAAGUCUGGAACAAGGUUAAAAUCAGCCACUAUACACUCGAUUUUGAUAUUUAUAUGUGCAAACAAUAGGAUAUAUGUCACUAUAGUUUAGUUUCAUUAUCUCUAGAAGUCUGAAACAAGGUUGAUGCAUUUACUCAUUAGCCCAUUGCCCAAUCACAUAAUUAGGAGUACACUUGAGACCAUAAGCUGAGUCCCUUUCCAGUCAAGACCUGCAUUUUUGCUGUUUCAUGAUGGCUGUGUUUUAUCUGAUCUUUUGGGAGUAAGUAUGCGGUAACAGGUCAAACGUCAUGAAAGGGGCAUCCUGCAAAUUUAGAUCAAAGUUAGUUGAUGCAUUAAUUAUUUAACCCAUUGUUGAAUCAAAGAAUUAGGCGCUUAUAGAGGAAGUAGAGUGCACUCUUGGCUACCUUACUUCCUAUGGAGAUUUGACAGGAGAGAGGGGUAGGAGGAAAUUGGCAGAAAGACACGCUUCCAGUUGUAAAAGGAGCCACGUCAGUCCUAGUCGAAUCAGUGCUGAGCUAACGUGGUCAGAUGUUGCCUAUUCUGACCUCACUCCAUACAUACAGCACAGCCUACUCAUCAUAUUCAGACCAUAUGCUGAGCCUCAGCAUGUUGCCCUGCACAUGGCUAACAGAGGCAAGUGCUACGUCGUUUCAUGUCAAGCUCAGCUGCUCUCUGAAGGAGGACAUGAGAGCCCACGCAGACCUGAAUGUGUAUUUCUCUGGAUCUUCUUUACGUGACAGCUUCUCCUGCCAAAUAUUGACUCCAGGCCUAGUUUUUGAGACCAGCAGCAGCAGUAUCCUUCUCGAGGCUAGUGCUGCAUUUUUGACUUUUUUUUUCUCCGCGCACCUUGUGUUUUUUUGUUCAAAACACACACAAAGCCACACAUUAUCUUGCAAGUGUUUGAGGCACAUUGUGAUAAGGUUGUGUCUGAAUACAGCCUGUCUUUCCAGUAUGUGAAAACACAAAGACACUCUGCUAACCUCAGUGAGUAUUUUUGCCUCUGCAUCAGUUCCCAUGAGAAGCACUAGGUGUUCUCACCAUGACACUGUUCUGCACUUAAUGAGAUUAAGUCACACAUUGCCACACGCUACACAACUGGACCGGCGCUUCCUUUCUCGGUCACAUCUAACAGUUUCACCUUCUUACCUUUUAACCAAAAUGGCAGCCCCUCUUGUCUCGGGCGGCGUGGUGGUUAUUGUGGAGUUGUGUGUGGAAUUUUAUGCUUGUGACGUGCUUCACAUUCCUCGGGUCUUUGAAUGAGAUGACCUCCAACCUUGACCAGUGUAGCAUGCAAGGCAGGAAACGAAGUCUGUUCCACAACAACUGAGCAGGCAGACUUGCCAGGCACAGUGAAUUUCGCCCGUGUUUGGCUAGCCCUUGGUUUUGAUUUCCCACCCCAGCGGCAUGCCAGACAUACCUCAGUCCCCUGAAAGAGACUAACCUCUAACCUAGACCAGUGUCCCAUGUCAGCAACGAUGAUGGAGACUUGAACCUCCUUCAUUACUGUGACCUCUCAGUCUAAACAUGCAUGAGAGGCCUCAUGACAGCCAUGAUCAUAUCACUGUGAGCCCGGCAGCUAGGAGCAGUUGAGGGAAAAAAAAGCUGAUUGUCACACAUCCCUGUGAAAGAAAAAUAUGUGAGCAUGAAUCAGUCAUCUUUCCUCACUUCAGCCCAGCUUGAUUCAGCUAAAGUAGUAGGCUUUGCACUUUGUAAUUUCACAUUCAUUGUAGUACUUUGAACCCACUCGCCAGCAUAAUGCUUGCCAUUUGGUGAGAAAUUCAUUCCAAAGUGCCUGACAGUACCAUUACUGUUCGAGGCAGACAAAUCCACACGAGGACUGGGGCUGCAGUGGAGUUACAACAGUUCAUAUCAUAGCCUGGUGAUGAAGCAGAGAGUGGAGAGUAUUAUAUUCAGCAUCAUGUCCCUUUGCUUCACCAACAUGACAUCAUUCACUUACCACACUGUCCCAACAAUGAAAGUCCCACUCUCUGACAAAGUGCCAGCUGUGCUGAAAACGGCCUGCUUCAUUGUCACCUAUUCAAACUGCAGCGUAGGACCAAAUGUGAAAAUGACCACGUUGUGUCCAGAUCCGUUUACUCUGAUGGAUCAGUGCUGUUUGAUUAUAUUUGCAUGCACAUGGCCGACAGUGUAGCAUUAACUUUUAUGUAACGUUUGCUCAAUCCUCACUCCUCGGUUAUAAAAUAGUUCACACUUUAAGCAUAACUCCUUUAUUCAUUGACACACGCUUCAAAUAGACUAAGCUAGCUUGUGGUGGGAGGAACCCACUGGACUUGCUGAGUGAUGCUAAUAAUGCUAACACCCCAUUUCCUGACCAGCUGAGGAACAGAUGCUCUAACUCAUAAUAACAUUGAGAGAGCAUGACCCGGAUUUAAUACGAUCAUUCAUCAUUUAUAAUGUAUGAAAAACAGUCUUUGCUGAAAGCACAGACUCUAAUUCUCACAGCUAUCAAUAUGAGCUCUCUAAUGUGGGGCAUUGUUGAAAAAAGAGCUGCAUGGUGGCCCACUGCUAAGACAGACCCUCAUUACUGUAUAAUCACAACAUCGCUUGAUUUGUUAUGUGUGCAUCAUUUGCAGAAUAGAUAAUCAUACUAGCUGCAUAUGUAUGAAAUGCUCACACUGAGGAAAAUAUGCAGUAUUAGCAAGUAGUUUCACCUUUACCAGUGUUUGUAAGUGUAAUAUUAAAUAACCAGUUUGAUAUAUUAGGUAUAUAUUAUGUUUCAAAUGUAUUUUGGCCGAUACAAUCAAAAUACAGAUGCUGAUACCAGUCCAGGUACAUCAUGUGCCCCACUUUGUUGAAAGACUAGUUUUCAAGAGCGGUGAGUUCAGGAAGUUUACCUUUGGAUAGUCGCUUCUAUGUUACCCAGCUGUCCAAUCACAGGGCUAGUUGUCUGCGUUGUUCAUAGGGGUGUCCCAAUACAACCUUUUUACUUCCGAUAUGAUACCGAUAUUGUAUCCUUCAGUAUCAGCCGAUAUCGAUAUUGGCACAGACUUAAGUUUUGCACUCAGCUGCAAUGUUCUUUUUCCGGACUUUAACGAAAAAUGCUACCACACAGCCGACAUCAGUCCUACUCCUUGCUACUCUGUUUAAGUACCUUAGUACACGCUGUUGUUGUGAUCACGUGCCUCUGCUUGCUGGAUCUGCACUGCUAGCUCGAGGUGCGAGAGUGGACUCCGGAAUGGACUUUUUGUAUCAGAGUGCUGAUAUUGGAGAUUUUGGAUGCAGGCCGAUAUAAUACGGUAGUUGUUUUUUGGCUGAUAUUGGACCGAUAUCCGGCAUCAAUAUCGUACCAGGACAGCUCUAGUUGUUCUGUCGCCUAGUUGCAUUUUUGAGGAGGUUAACACCAGUAUAGUAUCUUGUGAAGGAGGUGCAGGGAGACACAAACUAUGUUGUAUAGCUCAGGGUAUAAAUCAGGCUGCUGGUAUUGUAACUUAUACAUUUAUCUCCUUGAUUUAAACAAGGAUUGUUCGCACAUUUUGCAAAGAAAUUACUAUAAAAUGGUAAACAUACAGCUGCUGUCUUGAUUAAGUACUAAAUUUGGUGCAAACACUGUUCGCUAAGCUAUGUCGCUGUGCUUCAUGAGCUGCUGCACAAACUAAGUCCCACUUCUAACUCCUGCAAGAGUUGUUUUCGUGCAUUAAAUGCUCUGUGAAAAGGAUUUUCAUAACUGACAAUCUGGGGGGAAAAUGCAGAUUGCAAAAUAACAAUAAAAGGCUGUAAUUGGUUAAUAAUGUUGGCCUACAAAUACAGUAUAAGUUGGUGUGGUUUUGGCUACAAGUGUCUACUUCUGUGCUUCAUUUCUUGCUGCUAGCUGUCAAACUGGACUGUGCCACAGCAGAAGUGUCCACAUUGUGUAUUUUAAGUCCUUAUAGUAGAGUGUUUAUUACAGUUUAUAUGCAUGUCUAUGAAGUGACACACAUCCUGGACUAAGUUUAGUGUUAUUACUGACAAAACAAUCCAUAUAUUUUUAGCUCGGGUAUAUCUGAGGCCGUGAAGAGCUUAAGCUAAAUUAUAGUGAUUUUCCUUUCAGCCUUGUGGAAAUCUACAGGAAACCCUUUUGCUACAGUUUACUGAUUCAAACCACAUGUUUGUUUUUACAUUUUCUUGUGCUUUACAGUUAAUAAACCACCCAUUUAUUCCUGGAAAGAAGAGCGAGACCUUUUAACAGUUUGCUGAAGCCCUUAAAAUUCAACCUAAAAAUCCUCAUUUUAAAUAUCACGUAAACCUUUCACCCAUCCCUGAAAUCAGCAGAUGGGACUGCUUUGAUGUCUUGGCUUCUUUCACAGUGUUUCCUUUUUUCUCAUCAGGAGAUUAUUUUAGUGGGGGAGACUAUGGAAAAUAACCACAGUCCCGGUUCUGAGAGCACUGGCUUGGCCUAUAUCAAUAUUGAUGGAAAUUUAGCCUGCUUCCUUUGUCUGCAAUGCUUCAGGGAAUUUUACUGUAGCCCAGUAAGCUUACUUAGGCAAUACCUUUGGGUGGGUAGGCUUGUGUAUUCUACGGACAAAGAACAACAAUGAAUGGCUGUGUAGUUCUGCUAGGAGAGGGGUGCCUCAUGUCGAUAGUUUAGUCUGUGUGUGUGUUCGUUUGUGUGUUCAUGUUCGAAAGGCCUCUCUUUUGGCCUACACAGAUGAGGAAAAGAGUAAAUGAGCAUGCUUCCUGACGAUCAUACUCUUCCUUUUUUCUGUCUUUUAUACGCUUAUUAUAAAGAGGCUCUCAUUUGCUGUAAGUAAUCAUACAUAAAAAGUGUAAUUGAGGCUGAAAAAUGGAGCCCGGAUUUUUCCUGCUGUCUCAUGCUAUUCUGGAGCUAAUGUCUUUUGCCGUUUUUGUUUUUCUCGCUUUCUUUUGCAUUACUGCGUGUCUCUGCAGGAAUGUUGAGUGGAUGCAGGCAGUAUUGAUGUGCAUUGUGUUGUGGUUGUUUAUGAGUUCUUAUGUGGGUGGUGUGUGCUUAACUGCUCUGGCUCACAGCAGACUGCUCUCAUAACAUCAGAUACUCCUGCUCAGUCAUUUACAUUUGCUGCAGGCCUGAGCUCUCAAGCCUGCUUUUUGCCCCUGCACUUAUACUUAGGAGAUUAUAAAACGGUGCACACUUUGAAAACAAGAGGAGAUUGCAAGGCCAGGUUUUGUCUUAUAAAAUACUGUAAAUGGCAGCAGUCGAGUGGUAAACGCCAAAGGUCGAUUUUAACUUUUAGGAUUCUUUUGCUUUAUAUUGGUGGAUGAUCUAAGCUACAAGUCAUGUGAUCAUUCUCUGAGAUAUAUUCUGUCUAGAUCAGCAGCUUCUACUCUAUCUUCUCUAAAAAGCAACUAGAGCAUGGAAACUAACUUGUUGUUACAGUUAGACUUUGAUUAUGCUGUUACUUUUUAUUUCAGCUGAAAUAUGUAAACCAUUAAAACACUUUUGCACUAAAAAUGUGGCCCCAGUUUGUGUCAGCUAAUAUGCAGCUUUAGUGCUGAAUUUUGAACCUGGUGUUAUUGACACAACCAGCAGAGUUGGCACAGUGAAUGUUAAAGAUGCCUCAGGGGGUCAGGGAUUAUUGCUCACUUGUUACUGACGCUUUCAUGGGUGUGUUUGUGUGUUCAUGUGCGCCUCAUCCUCUUUCUCUGUUCUUCUUCUUAUUCACAGCAGAAAGGUCCAAGUUACAAGUCAGGAGCUCCAGUGCCAUUCGGCGGACGUCUUCCCUCGACGCCAUCACAGGUCCGUACCUCACCGGCCAGUGGCCUCGGGACGUCCAUGGACCCUAUCCUUCCUGUAUGAAAGACAAAGCCACACAGGUAUGAAAACACUGUCGUGGCUGUAGGCCCGGAGUAAGGCUGUCCUAGCACACUGGUAUUAACUGUAACCAUCUUAAUUAAAAUAUUAAAUACUGAGGAGAGAUGAAGAAGCAGCAGACUGUCUGUGAACUGACUUGAAGAAACUUUCCAAGAGAUGAGUUGACUGUUUUAAAAAGUGAAAUUUCUGAAUUUUUGUCAAUCAUGUUCAAUGUUCAGGUCACUAAUCCCAACUUUCUAACCUUCCUGUCACUGUUUUCAUUUAGUUCUGUAACUUUCAAUCUACCAGAGGUAGCUUAUACUUAAAAAUAAAAGCAGUUUUACUAUGUAGGAAACAAGGCAACCUAAAUCCAAGACCAAAAAUAUCAAAAUAAAAGCAUGACAGUCAUCUGUGAGGUGAUGUCUCCGCUGAAGAAGUCUCAGUCACACAGCUGGUGAUGUGGAUAAAUCAUGAAUUUGAACAUAAUUUCAACACAAUAUGUAAGUUAGCUGUGUUUUAAUAGCAACAUUUAUGGACCUAAUCCUACAUUGGCAAAGCUAUGGGAGGUAAAUGAGGAAAUUUGUGGUACAGCACAAAAAUACAAACAUAUAAAACACAUCAAACAAAAACAAGAAUCCCAAAACAAUCCAGAGCUGCUGUUAUCAGUGUCCUCACAGAAUGUGCAGCAUUUCAAAUACAUGUCAAUAACUACAAACCAACAACUGUAAUAUUAAAAGAAAGCAAUGAGUGUAAUUCACAUUCACUUAUAUCCAAAUGAACAAAUCUCCAGCCCACUUUUCUCCACAUGUCCAGUCUGGUCUUUUCUAUGCAGCCAUUUUUAAAUAUAUAUUAAGGUUAAUUAAGGUCAAAAUGCAACAGCCCUGUCUCUUUCAAACCUUCAUUCUUAAAUGAUUUCAGCUCAUGAGACUUUGCUGUAAUUUUAGGAUGAAACCAGUUGAAGGUGCAAAUCAGAGUGGUAGGAAAUCCAAAUCACUUUGUUUUGUCACUUAAUUAUCGAUUAUAAACCUGGGAAUACAAGCUAAAAGGUUGUUGAAAAGUCCAAAAUAAUGUGUCUGUGCUAACUUAGCUAAGAAAUAUAUUCAUUGUUUUACUGGUUAUAUAACGAUGUAUACCAGACUAGUGUUUCCAUGAUUAUUUCCAGACCCUACUUGUUGCAUUUUUAAAAAAAGGACCAACCUGCCCCCCCUUCAAAAACUUGUUUUACACACCGACUAACCUGAAAACUAAACUACUGUGUGGAGUAAAACUGCUCCUCUAAAACUGUACGAACAAGGUUUUAUUUUUGCUGAUCCAAGCCUGAGAAGAGCUGCACACUCUGUCUGUGUAAACAUUAUUUUGGUCUGAAUUUCCAAGAAACUAGGAGACACCGACAACUCUCUCUCUUCUUUUCUCUGGACUGUUGUGAUAGUCAUGUGAAUUUUCACUAUCAUGAUUUUGACAGCAUUGUGACACGAUACAUAUCAUGUUAACUGGAUGAAGCUAAAAGUGUCUGGUUCCUAGAAUUGAACUUGGCGGUGUGGGGGUCUUGAUAACACUAAUCUUCAGAGGCAUGAGGUCCCUGGAGGUUUUUUCCUGGAGGUUCACAGCACAUGACUGAAUCAAGCAGAGUUAAAAAGAAAUGAGAGCACCCAAAAAAAUUCUCGGCCAAUGAGAGGAGGGGAAACGCUGCACAACAAAAACAAGACAUUUAAUCUUCUUUUUCUCCAAAUUUGAUGGUGAGACCAGGUGUCCGAACUGUCAGGUAUCAACCAUCACGUUGUAUCUGUUGUCGGGUGGUCGUUUCCUGAAGCAUGCUGCAACAUCAGGUGACUAUUUUAAAGUUUUCAUGACUUAUAAAUCAUGCACAAAGGAGAGAGCGCUGCACAAUCAUCACGAGCUGGAAUGAAGUGAAACAAUGAGACCCACAUUGAGUUCAAAAUAGUUUUGAAGUUUGACAAAUCAAAAAACGCCUCCAGGAUCUCGUAGUAUUUCAAAACAUUUUAAUGCAUGGGUGUCUCUGGUGAAAGCCCAAUUUUAGCACCCACUUACCUUUUCAUAGCAGCUUGUGGUGGUGAGUAAUUAACUAAUUGUUGGUUUCUGUCUUAGUCGCUGGUGAAAAGGACACAUUUACGAGCUGUGGCCAAAGACUUUUAUAGUAAUCUGGUGGCUGUCGGUGGAAUCUGCUGCCAAUAAAGUCCUCGUCGACUGUUCAGAUAUCCUCCCACCCCACUUCAUCAGACCUACAGUAUGUAUGGUGUUCGCAUCCAGCCAAGAUAGCAGUCACGCGAACAGCCACAGGGUUUAUCUCUGUGUUCAGUUUUGGGUUUGGCUUGCGUUUGCAUUUUAAAGGAAUAUUAACUAUGUGUGAUCAUGACGAGGGCCUUCCCUCUUUGCCUACAGAAGCCUUUCAUGUCCCUGAAUUGGGACCGCCAAGCUUCAUUUACAUGGGCUCCAUCCUUUAACCCCUCAUUUGCCUGGUGUUUCUUUUGUGUGUAGACUGAGGAAGUGGUGGGAGGGCCUCGCUGGGAUUCUUCAAGUGGCUGUAUGCAGAGUAAACACCUCUAAUUGCAGGGUUCCUGUGCAGCCCUGGAAAGUUAGAAGGAAUAUGGAAAAUCAAUUUUGAUAAUAAUCAGGUCUUGAAGAAUGUCAAUGCGAUAAAUGUCUGGGCACGUAUACACUGUAUGUUUUAGACGGACUGUGUUUUGGCUCUUUGUGAUAUGUAGCGACAUGGCCUCUGCUCACUGUACUCUCCAGACGUUGUAAGUGAAGUUCUGAUUGAAGGCAGACCAAAAUGAAAACCCAGUGGGGAGAUUUGUGUCUGUCAGCGCUGUGGAAAUAUGAGAUGGAAAACAUUUAGCUGUGUUGUAAUGAUGUGGGAGAGUGACACACUUGACAGUCCUUGAGCGAUUAAAAGCACAAACUCCCCCAAGGAUAGCCAGAGACCACUUCCUGUUAACAAGCGCUGCCUGGGCCUCGCUCUUUUUGUAAGACAACAACAGCAGAGAGCAGCAGACAAAAGGUCCCUGGCCUCUUUUGUUGUGCUUUGCACAAGUUCAAGACGGCCUCUCCUUUGAGCUGUAAUGUAGCCUCACAUGGAGGUGAAGUUGUUUGCACCUGUCCCCCAGGCUAAGGCUGAGGCGGGGAGAAAUCCCACUGCUUACCACCUGGCCCUCGUGGAUGCAUGGCCCGCCUGCCUUUUGUGUGGGAGUUGAGGAGCAGAGGGUCCAUACAUAUGCUAAUGGCUGUUCCGGGAUAGGUCUGCAUGCCCUAGGCCUUGUGGUUACAGAGCACAGAGAACGUCUGUAUGAAGAUUAGGGCUCUGACACACCAGGCCGACCUCAAAGAACGAGCACCGACAAAGGCAGUCUGAUCAAACAGUUGGUGUUGCCUCAUGUCUUUCCAUGAAAGUUGCAUGUGAACACGACAUGAGGACUAAAGCCCAGAGGAAAGCUGACCGCUGUACAUUAAUUGGAGGUUCUGCAUCUGCGUCAAGGACAGAGGAAAUAACUAAUCAGGCUGCUAUUGUGAUCUGAAAACAACAGCUACACACACAUUUCAACUAGACGGCUGACCUUUUAAGUCUCCUCAGAGAUUAUUAAUCCAUCACAGAGUUGUCCAGGAAUAUAAAUAAUCUGUGAAACAUUUACUGUAAUUUUUGACUUCCCUUUGGAAGCAGUUGCAAAAUAAACUGCUGUUGCUAAACAACAGUUGCCCAAAAUUUCUUAAUGACAGCUUUCUGCUGCCAGACAUCUUAUUUAUGGUUUUGUAUGUUACAGUCGUUUGGUAGAAAAUUCACAAUUAAUGAUAGUUUAGUGCUUUAUUGUAAGCUACAUGUGCCAACCGUUUACUGUUAAUGUUUAAUGGAAUGAUUUGUAUGCUGCAGAUGACGGGUCAUUCAAAUUAAUUGGACAUGGACUGAGCUUCACACCACAAAUCGGCGAAAUGAUGAGAUGAAUUUGCCACCUUGCCCUGAAGUUUAUUAAUAGCAGUUAUAAGAAUAUUAUUCAAGAGAGGAAAUGAUGCUGAUGUUGCAACAGUCUAAGCUGUGUUUGCAGAGCUGGUGUUUUGUUGUUUUAAAGUUUAAUUCAAGCUGCUUCAAUCAACUAGUGAAGAGUCCAAGUCCAACUGCGUGGAGCAGGGUUUUCAAAAUUGCUCUAAAAUGACGUUUGAAUAUUCGUUCUAAAAAUAACAAAUAGGUUCAAAAUAAGAAUUUCCUAACAGAGCUUCUAAAGUUCGUUGGAGUCCAGACCACUUUCUCGGAGUUUGGCUCUGAACAUCCUGCCUUCUCUCUCUGCAUGUGCCACGGACGGUUUUUGUCGAGUCUCACUGCAGGUGCAGCUCCUCUGACUUGUCCCUGACUUGUCGUUACGGUGCGCUCACUCGCAAAGCAGCCACCAUUUUUGUUUUUUCCACUCAAUUUUUUUACGGCUGUUUUAAAAUAUUCAAAUAUCGAUUUUCACAUUUGAAUCUAAUUUUUUUAAAUAUUCAAACAUAUAUUUGAAUUUAGAAAAUUCGUUGACAGCCCUAGUGUGUAGUAAAACUUUUAAUUGAACCAAAAUUUCAUCAUUUCGAUGUAAAGACGGAAAUAUUGUAAUAUUUAAUCGCUUUUUUUUUUUGCUUUAAAAUGAAACCGUGCAGUGCUUUUUAGGUGAAGGGAAGAAACGGGUGCUGUAUAAUGACAACAGGUUGUAUUUUUCAAGUGUAUCUGACGGUAUGUGAGUAAGGUCUGAAGGGAGAAGGAACAUAAAUGCCAUCUCAGAGAUAUUCAUCCACUUUCUGGAAUGCUCUGUACGUUUUCAGACCUGGGCACGAUAACAGACAGUCAACCGUCCAAUCACAAUGCGUGUUAUCCUCAUCUCUAAAUGAUAGCAGUGGCACUCCACUCGCAUGUCUCGGCGUGCAAUCCAAACAAACCCCCACGAAUUCCACUGCAACUCUCUAUUGAAGCCCAGUCAUUAUUUCCUGCUUUGGAACGGAGCUGGAUUCUUGAGGAUGUUGUCUGCGUGUAACCCUUUUGGGUGGGAAUCAUAAUGGGAAGCAAGCUGCAGGCCCGUUUUAUCUUCACAGCGUUACAUUAUCAGGAGCAACACCUGGCACACUAGUCUGAAAAGCACACAGCUCGGGCCGGAAGUUCAAGAGCUAGCGUGAUAAAAGGGCCUCUGAGGUAAAUAAAGGUGGGUGUUCUUGUUUACAGACGAUUUGUUUUAGGGGCGACAGAGUCAAUCAAGAAAGGUAGCCUGCAGUAUUUUUAACUGUCUUGUCUCGCUGCGGAUACCUGAGGGAGACGGUGUGUUUAAUUACAAACGGAGUGAGCGUCCACAGGUGACACCUUUUACAGUAGAAAGUCCCUUUUUUCUGUGUGUGGAAAUAAUUUACAGAUUACUAAAUAUUUUUUGAUGUUGCUCUGGUUGGAGCUUAGUGUCUGUCUACACACAAACUACCUCCUUUUUUUAAUAGUUGCUGCUGUUUAUGUUGCAGUAAGUCGAAUAAGUCCAAUAAGCCCUUUUAUUCACAUGAAAAGGAGGAGUUUUGAUUUAGGACGAAGAAAAUUAUCAGUUGUAAAUAACUUAGUUGAAGGGUUUCUAAAAUUUAGCACCACUUUAUUGUGAAGGGGAGACAGCUCAUGGUUUCCUGGAACACUUUUUCUAGCGUCCACAGGUGACACCUGCGACCUGCUGACACCUUUUAAAGUAGAAAGUCCCUUUUUUGUGUGUGUGUGUAAAUAAUUUACAGAUUAAUAAAUAUUUCUAAAUGUUACUCAGGCUGAAGGCUGAACUGUUGCUGAUGUCCUCCGUGUCUGUCUACACAGUAACUACCUCCUUUUCUGAUAGUUGCUGCUGUUUAUGUUGCAGUAAGUAGAUGUAUUAGCCCUUUUAUUUACAUGAAAAGGAGGAGUUUUGAUUUAGGGCACAGAAAAUUAUCAGUUGUAAAUAACUUAGUAGAACGUUUUUUAUCUUUAGCACCACUUUAUAGUGAAAAAGAGACAGCUCAUGGUUUCCUGGAACACCGUCGUGUUUUCUUUUUGCCUCUCAAAGUUGAAAUAUUGUGCUUUCCAUUUUCCACCGCAGGUUGUAGAAACCUUGUGCAUAUCACUUCCUGCCAAAUAAAAGAGUUUCACAUUUCACUGAGUUACAAGUCGUGAGCAGCAUGGCCUACUUGACGUCAUAGAACAUCUGUGAGAACUUAGUUUUUCCUCAGCAGCUAAGUCCACAGCUCCACAAAGCCUCUCUGCCCUUUUUAGAGGAAACUGCAUUUCUGUAUGAAGAGAUUAGGCUGCAGCAUUCAUGCCCUCAAUGUCUGGCAGAGGCAUCAAACAUCACAAGCCAGUCCGUAGGCCAUGCACAAAAUGUUAAUGCUAAAAGCUAGCUACACAUCUGCCGUCCAGUGUGGCCAAGCACAGUGGUCCCUUUUAUAAGAGCACAAGCACCCAUUUAAUGCGCUGUCCUUUUCUAGGGGGGAAACCAGCGCCAGCAAUCCCCGCAAAUGUCUUCACGGGUGUUCCUCAUUAUUCACAGUGUGAUAUUCCAUAUCAUAGGGCGAGGUUUGUGCGUUAGCCGGAGAGCCAUAGAGGUUUUUCUGUUUGUGUGGGGUCAGGCAUAAGGCAGAGUGUGGACACUGACAUUUAAGAUGUUUCGUACCACUGUGCUGACCAUUAAACGUCAGAUGUUUGAGGAUUUGUUUGAGAACCAGAGGCACUGUUGAUACGCAUAAUCAGGGGGAAGUAUGUGGUUUCAGACGCCCCUCUGAAACAUCCUCAGUCUGUUUCUGUUUUUGCAUAUAUUUACAUAUCUUAACCAUUUCCUGGUCGAUGCAGCGGAGCUCGAAAAGACGUGCUCAGUGAGACAGGAUGGCCUCUAUGCUCUCUGGCAGGGAGUGUUUUGUAUUUCAGAUGUUUUCUCACUGGAGUACUAACAACAUCAAAUCUCUGUAGACUCAUUGACCUGCUAUAGACCCAGUAUUGUGCUGAGCGUAUUACAUCAAACCACUGUAGUAUACAUAAGCAAAACUGGGUGACCGGGCUGUGGGAAACAGCUGCUAGUUUAAACCUUAUAAAUGUCACCUGAGGCUGACGAGGAUGUCUUCUUGGCAGGUAACCAUAUAUUAUAUCUGGUAGCUCUGUAAUUAUUUCCUCAAACUAUGUUUGACUUGGUAGAAGGGCGGUUGGUUUAGGAAUGUACCCAUCUGAUAAGCUUGAAAACAACAACAAAAAAAAAGAGUUUCAAGUCCUGCCAGACAUUUAUUUGUCUUAACUAGACUCACUAAUGGAAGCAAUCAAACAUGCUCUGAGUUUUUAUUCUUCUCUUGUAUGUAGUUUUUUUCCUCAGGGAUGGUUUCUCAUGACUGUUUUCCUCAUUUUUCAUCGAUUCCAGAUUUUCGGCUUUACUUUUUAAGCACAAGGCACUAAUUACAGCUUUCCACCCCAUCUGUCUCAGCUGCCUCUUCAAACAGGGGUGUAGCGGUUGAAGAGAACUUGUGAUAUGGCUCUCAGUUUUGAAGCCUGGGUUGGAGACAUUUUUGGUAAAGGAAGAGAAACAAAAGGAACACAUGAGAUUUCUUCUCCUAAAUUAAGAACUCAAUGGACUCUUACUCAUUUGUUAAAGUCAGCAUGGAAAGUUGAGGGUUGUAGGUCUGCUCAGAUACCUUUUUGUACAUGAAACAAUUGAAGAAGUUGAAGUUUUUACAGGAUUUAGGUGUUGCUGCAGCUUCUUUCUCCUGCUGUCUGCAUGUCAGAGCUUUGCAAAGUUGGGCUGACACUCAUAAACCCACACAUAGGAAGGUCACAACUGCAUUGAAUGCCAGCUACUCUGCAGCAAAUUUCUCCCAGGGAACAAUAAGGUUGAAGUUGAAAUUGCUACUUCUGGGGUUGGGACUUUCUGAUUAGGCUACCAAUGAAAGGUCCAUUAUGGUUUAGUUUCUCGGGACGCAGCAGAGGCUUGAUUCCCCAAGACAUGAUGUGUGUUACUCUCAGAAAAUGAGUGGAUCCUCUGCUUAUUCCACCGAUAAAUGUCCUGCUAACUUACAGGCACCUUGCUCUCCAGUCUGGUGAUCUUGGAUCUGAAUUCUCUUUUGCUCUGCACGUAUUUGGAUCGUUACACAUCUGCACCAAAUCAAAAAUACUAACUACUGAAACCUUUACACCCCUAUCUCCAAAUAUUUUACUACUCAGAAACUGAGUUUAUGUUUUCAUCCAGAUUGUCUGAACAUGAGUUAGCUGAAGGAUUUAGCAGCAGCUUUAUCAGAAGUUCACAUGAGUUUUCAGGAGAGGUAUUUGUCGAAGUUUUUUGACUGUAUUUGCUUAAAAUUUCAGUAUGUAUAUUUGGUCACUUGAAGGUUAAACGCAUGGUCAUAAACAGUGUAUCAGUGUCAUGUGGAUACCUUUUUUAUUUCUAACAUAAUUUGAUAAACAAAUGUUGAACAACACUCGACAAGCUCAUGUUUAACUUUAAAACUCCUGUGACCUUUCAGUUAUCUGAUCUGCUGCUAUCAGGCAACCACACUGCACAAAAAAAUCCCACAUACUAUAGACCGCUUAAUUUUAUUCUAUAAUGACGCUGUAUUUCAAAUUUUUGCAUUUAUGAAAAUUCUGAUUCGUGUUUAUCUCAGUGAGGCUGCAGAAGGUCGAACCGCUUUCCUUGCCAGAGUAUCAUGUGUCACGUUUGGAGGAUUUAUCAGUAGCAGGUGUUGUGUCUCAGUAAGCCGUCUAACGUCCGUUUCUGUUUUGCAUGUAUCUCUGUGUUUCAGACUCCAGGUCUCUGGAUUGAUGAGGGAGCAGAACAGGGAAGUCCUCACCAGCGGUCAGCCUCCUGGGGAAGCGCAGACCACCUCAAAGAGGUAAAUUCACACGCCUUUACUCGGUUCCUUAAAGUCACAGCAGAUUCUGAAACAGAAAACCCUGCAGGGCGUUGGUGAACACAGGAAGUCUGUCACUGUUGGGUUAAAUAAGUAUGAUGUGAGUAAGUUAGAGUAUUGUUGGAGGAUACAGAAAAUGACAUUAGGUUUAGCUCAGAGAUAUUAACUGAACAGGUCCUCUUUGCUUUCUGCGGGGCUUAAAUCUAACCUAAUUACGCUAAACGUCCUCCGACUGAGAAAGCGUUGGUUUAUUGGCCACAAAUAAUCAUAAACUGCCUUUUAAAAGGAGUGAAUGUUUACUUUUGGCAAGGCUCUGUUGAUUUAACAAUAUCUUAAAUUAAUGGAGCAAAGACAGCAUAUAGUAAAUGUGCCCUGAAUCUACAAAGAACUUUAAACUAAACAAACAGAAACUGUAAUCUAAAAGAGAGUUAAUAUAUCUUUAUGUUAUCGAGUCAAUCAUCUCACAUCACAGUGUUUACCUUGGCAGACGCUGCAGAUGGCAGGUGACUCGGUUCUGCUUUUUAUGUCAGCGAGAUUUAUUGUGCAGUGAGAAACAUGCAUCGAGGCAGAAAGAGUUUGUACUCGCACCUGCUGAGAGAUUAUUGCAGAAUAUAAGGAAGAGAAACCAAUAUCAGUGAUGUGAUCAAUUUGAAAUAUUCACAGAUAUAUCUGCAGACUCUUUUGUCUUGUUGGAGGAUAAUUAACCAAGGUGUUGCAGAUAAUUUCUAAUAUUUAGUUUAUUUUUUUCAGUUAUACUUUGAUUGGGGGUGUAAGACAGUAUUGAUACCGUUUAUUAAUGCAGGAUCUUUUCUAACACUGUAUUGAUCUUCAGGACCAGAAGAUUGAUUUUUGAUUAAUAGUUUAAAUGCAAAGAUUUUAUAUUUGUAAUGAAGAGGGAGAAACUGGACAACGUCACACGUUGAUAAAAAUUUAAAAUGCAAAAUUCAACAUUUUUUAUUGCCUGAUGCUUGGGCUGCACAGUCAAUCACAAUUUUCUAAUUUUCUAAUGCUUGCUCUGUGCAGAUUGUAGAAGUCAAAUAUGUUGAUGUGAUACCAUAAAAUUAGUUGCAGUUCACUUUGUAUGCCUUGCUGCUGUCAGGUUAUCUGGGGGUUCAGGAAUAAAGGUAACCAAGUCACUGUUGUGGGCAAGUGAUUAAUCCGGAAGGGCAAAAGGUUUUUGACCGCUGUGGCGCUAAAUGCCCGUGUAUUUCUCUGUUCAGUGUUGCGCGAUAUCAAUUGCAAAAUGGAUUUUGGUAAUGUUCAUCACAAUAAAUUUUUGUUUGCUGCAUCUGAGGAACAGAGUCCGGACUUUCACUGAUCAUCAAAAAGUCACGGUCGUUUAAGAAACCUGUAGUGCAGCUUGUCAACCAGGUUACUCUGGGUCAAGCAUCAACUCAGCUCCUACACAUAUAGUUUUUCAAGGAUUACAUUAUCCUGUUAAAUUCAUAUUAUAGACUCUGAGCGAUUCUUUUCUUAGUCACAUGACAGCAAUAGUCACAUGUCCCUACAGUUGUCCUACCCAGGCAGACGCACUCACACAUACACUCUGUACCUCUCUGUGGCUCCUGCCUCUCCACGCCUCGUCAUUUUUCUUCACCUGUAUGUGUGUGCGCUCUGAUGACAGUAGUCAUCGGCACUGACCCAAAUAGCACUACUUGAGCAAUGGCAAGUUUUACUGGUGGUUCCAUUUUGACAACAGGUGAUCCGUGUGUUGACAGGACUCGUUGUUAAUGACGUUGCGUGUCCAAAAAAGCAGAGUGCAAAGAAACAGCUGCAGCAAAGCAGGCUGGGAGUAUGAGGGUCAGGUUAGGGUCUUAGGGCAGAGGGACAGAGAGAGCACAGGGAGCACAGUGCUGUCUGACUGUUUUAUAAAUUAGAGCCAAAAAAGGCCAAAGUAGAUAUUCUGUGUCAGUCCAACCAUGGCAGUGGAUGAAAUGUAGGACUUAAACUUCAGUUUGUAUCACCUUGUACUUUAAUUUUUGUCAUUUUGAGUCUCAUUCCGUCCAUGUAAAGUCUGUUUUAUUUGUCAGGGUCUGAGGUCAGCCUAAAUAUUAUACUUCUUAAGGUCGGUUUCCACUCCGGUCUAUCUUCUGGGCUUGGUGGCCAACCAGCCGACCACACGGAGCUAUUAGGUCUCCAAACUGUCCAAGCCUGGUCUAAAUUUAACCUCAUUCCCCUCUCUGUUUCCCACUCAGCCGCACACUUACAUCUCAUUAUGGCCUGUUGUUUUUGAGACGCCACGGUGCAGGAGCUCCUCUGGAGGGUGAAACUGCCAUAUUGUUUCCUCUUUUGCUGAACUGAUUCAUGAAGGCUCGUCUUACUCUAAGAGCCUCACAACACAAUGGUUUCAUAUUUUUCUGUUAUGGCAACAAGCUCUGCGUGCCAACAAUACAAAGUUCCAAAAUAAUAACAGCAAUCAGAUGUUUUGUUCUUGGUUUUUAUUGACCUGAAAAGACUGUAAUUAAGAGAAUUUCUGAACAGUCACACAGGAGUACAUUCAGCGAUCAAAAACGUCUUCAACCAGAUGUUAAUACUGGAACACAGAAUAACACAUUUCACAGGUAUAGAGAGCCAGGGCUGAUUUGUUGAGGUUUGUUUUCACUUACUUUCUGUUCAGUUUAGUUUAUUUUGAUUUUAUUUGUUUAGUCCAAGAGAUUCCCAGAGAGCUAAUCCUUUGUAAUUGUACUCAGGAGCCUUCAAAUCAAGUGUGUAAAUCAGAAUAUUAAAGCUCCUGUGAGGAGUUUUUGAUUGAUUAUGACACAGACUGAAAUGAACAGUGAGAGAUUGACAAGAUUGACAAUUUCUGUGUUGUGAUGUCUGUAACUCCUGAAGUCACCAAAAUCCAAUGAAUCAUGAGGUUAAAGUUAAAUUAUAGUUUGCAGGAUUUGACACCUUUCAUGAGCAAAUUCAGCCAGAAGAGCUGCAGAAAGAAAAAACAAACACAGGUUCUUAGCAUCUAAACUUAAUCAAAUUUUAUUUAUAGUCAAGUUUAAAAUCAUGCACCGUACCUUAUCCUGCCAAACAAUACUCUCCUCUCAACUCUCUUUUACAUAACCGCAAAGCUUUAGCUGGAAAUCAGUAUCCCUGCAAAGCAAGAAGUCCUUGUCUUUCUUUAUCACCCUCUGAGAUUACAUGGGGACAUUGCCUGGACAUGUCUGUAUAGACAGACCGCUGUGGUGGCUUUCUCAAUGAACUUAAGGAACUGCUUCUCACCCCUCUUGACCUCUGCAAUUCCAUGUGUGGGAGGAAAUCCACGAAAAAGAGCAAGUCUUUCUGUUGACUGUGUUGCCAGGAUUACAAGAUCAGCAGUGAAGACCACACCUUUGUCUGCAUAGUACAACUGCGUCUGUUUGGCUCACAAAGGGUAUCCUGUUUUUUAGGCAGAUACUGGGCCACAUGCAGAAACACCCGUUGACCUAACUCGUUUCAUCACCGGACAUGCACGGCUGAUUAACUACUACUAUUGGCUCAACUUAAGUCCUAAUGGGUUCACACAGCGGUGCAGAUUUCUGUGGUUAACCUUAAUAGAGUCAAAGUCUGCCAGUCAUAUUCUGAACUAUGCUUAAAAAUAGAGAACAAGCACAGAGACUUUCUUAUUAGUGAAGGUUGUUACUGUUCCCCAAGUGACUGCAAAUAAGGGAAGAGUUUCACAGACGGAAAAACAAACAUGAAAUGAUUUGCAACCAGUCAACAACUUUUUAAAUAAGUUUCUCUCCAUGCCAACAGUUCAAUACAUCCAGUAUCUCUAAUCUGCUCAUCUCUUUUAGACUGCUAUUUCUGGAAUCUAUGUUGUGCCUAAAACUGUAAACAUCGAAAAUUGACUGUAGAUACAGAGAUAUAUCACUUAACUUUAACCCUUGACCAGCAUUAACUAAAGAAUUGAUUAAAAAGAAAAGUGUUGUUGAAUCAGAACUGAAAACCUCCCUCCCUUCCUGACAUUUCCAACUGCAGUAGCAGCAGCAGCCCUCUGUAUGUGGCAGCUGUCAGGUGUUCGUGCCAUUUUCUCUCUCACACUGAAGCUGUAAUCUUGUCAUUUUCUAGCCUCAUUCUUUCUCUGGAGGUACAAGUUGUAAUUCACGUUGACAUAGCUGCUGUCAUCAGAGCUUCUUUUCUGAGCUGUCCUUGUUGAAGUGAGGUUACUUCUCUUCCAGCAGAUUGCUAAACUGAGACUGCAGCUGCAGCGCAGCAAACAGGUCAGCCGGCAGAGCAAAGACAGGGAGCAGAGCUCACUGCAGCUGUCCCAACAGGCGCAGCAUGGCGUUGCAUGCCAACCACAGGUGAGUUAUUCAUGCCAACUGAGUCACCACCGUGCUCUUUAAACUGAAAACAUUAACCAACCCUGACUUUGGUGAUGCAAGAUUUUAACCUGUGAGCAAUGAUAUGAUAAGGUAGCUUAGUAGCCGCAGAAAAAACAUACAAAUGAAACAGACUGCUAUCAAACCAUGUGGAGAUAAGACCACGACACCUAAAGUCUGUCAGGGCGGAGGAAUGUGGAUUUUAUUCUUUACUAGAGUGACGGUAUCAAAUAUAUUAUAUGUUUAAGACAUUAACAAGCUAUAAGUUAUCAGCACACCAUGUGAGUUGUAGGUACACUGCUUAAAUGUCUUUUUAUUCCUAUAUUGUGCUGGUUAUUCAUUAUUCUGGGCUUGUUUAUAAGAUGUUUCGAGCCACAUUGACAGAGAAGAUUUGGUUAUUGAGUCUCAACUCUGACCAGUUAUGUAAACGGGAGGUGAGGAGACUGGGAUGUGUCUGGGCAUGCCCCUUUCUCUCCUUGUUUGCAGUUCAUUCAUUAAACAAAUGCCCAGCAACACCAUACACAUCAACCACUGUGGGAAGAUGACAUAUACAGUGAUAUGCUACUCCACAUACCAGCCUGUGCUAGAUCACAAUCAGAGAGUGUUUUUGUUCCCCUGUGACAUUUAAUCCCACUUCUCUAACAUGUAUUUAAAAUGAAGGCCUCCACCCAUUUAAAUCUUAUGAAACUGGAUCAGCCACAGCUCAGCACAGCAAGAAGAGAAUAAAACAUAUGCAGCGUUGUGUUUUUCACGGCCUGCUUGACCCACUUUUCUUUUUGUUCAUUUAAUCUAAAAUACAUUUUUGUGUGUGUAAUAUUUUUUUACAGUACAAGGGAACUUCGUCAGCUUUGUCGGCGAUCCCGGUGCCAAAGUCUCUCAUAUGCAGAGUGCCGAGCAGCGUGGAGGGCAUCAACCACGAGCUGGAAAAUGUGUUUAUCAAAGAGGACUGGGAGCAGGUGAUACAGGUAGGGAUGUGUUUCAUAACACCGGGAACAGAUCAAGCAGAGUCAGGGGACUGUUUAAAACUUCUGAGACUGAUGGAUCAUCAUAGUCAGAGUUUACUUACUCAGUGGCACAGCUUUGGGGAUAAGGACAAAAAAACUAUUUUUUUUUUCACACUAAACUCAGAACUUCCCUAAAAAAAUACCAAAAAUGAUCAAUAGAUGAAUCAUAUUUUAGGCCCUGGGUGAUGAAAUAUUUGAUAAAAAAAUACACUGUCCAACUCAUGUAAUGCUGCAAGGUUUGGUAGGACCAUAUGUCUGCUUUAGUGGAAUAAAACAGCGCCCCCUCCAGGGCUCGAUAGUGUGACCGUUUUACACAUGUGCGAGUCAAAAUUGAUGUGUGCAAAUUGUAAAAUGUAUUUAGGGGCACAUGUGCGCAUAAAAAAAAUCAGCUGAGGCCACAAAUGUUUUUUCCUGUAAAUAUCGCGCUGCAGUUAGUUUUAGGUCGGAUAUUCAACGGACAUUCACGGAGGAUCUACCGGUGUCUUCUAACUCUCCAUAACCAGGAAUAGCAACAGCAGUGUGGUUAAAUCUACUCGGCACCCUCGCUGUCAACAUCAGGUGUUGAAUAAGGGACCGUCAAUAAAUUACCUGUUGAUGUUCUCAGAAAAGGCUGUUUUCCUUCAAUAGCUUCCAUGUCAUGUGACCAAUUGACCUAAAAUUGAUUUCAAAUAAUAGUACUUAUUGUCGACCAAUAAGGCACACAUUAUUUGAUCAAUUUUCAUUGUGCCCCUAAAGUUCUUUGUGUGCUCCUUACUUUUACUUACACAUGUGCUCCUUGUGAAAAAAGUUAGUGUCAAGCCCUGCCCUCUAACAUUUUCAUGUUGUACAGUUUUACAGACGAGGCAGGACAAUUUAAGCAGAAUACAAGGAGUCAGCAAUAUUAAGCAUGUGGAUCUUUGGUUGCCUCAGUAAAAGCUGCCCACUAGGUCCUCUCCUUGUCAUAUGUGAUGCCAUUGGAAGUGAUCACGCUAACGUCAGCUACUUUUGAGCAGGUGUUGCAGCGGUCUUGUGCAUCUCCUCGUGAGACACAUUUCCUCCUCUUGGCUGCACGCCUCUGUUGAAGAUGUUGAAAUGAACUGGGCGUGCUGCUGCAAAAGCCUUUAAACAAACUUUGGCACAGACUGAAGUUUGUCUGGGGUCUGAUGCUGCAAAAACUGAACCAGUUCCAACUGACUGAAGAGACUGCACCUGUAGAUUUUCAUAUUUAAAAAUCUAAACCUAAAUGACAACUACAGACUAAUAAAUUUAUCACUUUCCACUAAAACUUGUACUGACUACUUAUAAGAGUAAGAGUCCAUCUGUUUAAAAAGAUCUACAAACUUUAAAACUUUACAAUAAUCUGAUUAACCUUUUGGCAUAUUUGUACAGCUUGAUGAUGAUGUCUGACUCAUUUCAGCAGAUCUGUGUCCAGUGUGGGCAUUUACCGUGUGUGACAUGAUCGCUCACUGUGAUAACGCUGCUAAGUCAUAACAGGAGGUUUUCUCUUUCCUCCAUUCUGCCGACGAAAACCACAAUCUGUGAUCGGAGUGUACAAAUAUUUAACACCAAAAACCAUGUCUGGGUGUUGCCAGCGCUCUUCAAUCAAUAGACCAUACUGUAAUACAUACAGGCAGUGUGUGACGCACAGCAAACACCCACACCCAGACACCUUCUCCAGAGAAGCUGCAUUUUUCAAGUUCUUUAGCUGAAAUUCUCCGACCCUGUAAUUUUCUGCAUCUGCCAACGACGAGACUUGACAUUUGAUUUAAUUCCUAAACACUUAAUGGUUUAAUGAAAUCCAAACAGGAAUAAUCUAGUGAUAAUGUGUGCGAGUUAAAAGAAGAGGAACAGGCUUACAUGUGUAAUUUUUGAUUUAUCUUUCGGUUCAACUUCAUACACGUGAACACGCCUCAGGUAGAGAGCAGCAGCUCUGCAGGCUGUGAUUUAGAUUUAUUACAUGCACACAAACCCGCUCUUGUAAAGUCACUUACAGUAUUGUGUGCUCCACAGUUGGACAGCAUAUAUUCUCACUCACAUUGGAUUAAAUCCCCCUGAGCUAAGGGGACCUGUAAAUCUUGCCUGAUGUGGGCUGUAAACCUUGGCAGGUCUGUAAAGCCUCCCUCUUUGAAAGUAACACGCACACACACUUACACACUCAGUUUCAACAUACACAUUAACACAUGCAUCACUACAGAUUUACAGCCUGCUGUGCACCAAGCCUGUUUUUUUCCUCGCUCUUUCAUUGGAAUCAGACGUGCCAAACCGAGCCGCUCUGCACAUCUACUGUCAAUUUUUACCAUCUGGUGUGUUGUUUGCUUUCUCAAUUGGCCUUUAAACAGACAGACAAACACACCAGAGGCAUUUCAGCCGUUCGUAGAUUUAGGACGUUACGACGGAGCGCUUAACUCAACAACAACAUCAUACAGUACGGUGAGCAGGUUGUUGAUCAGGAAUCACACACAGGUACGCCGCAGCAGUUCAUCUGGGUCUUCAAGGUCAACAUAUUGACACACGCGUGAUUGAAUUUGACCCUUGAGUUACGACACUCGCACCACCAAUCUUCCGUUUUAGGAUCAAUGUGCACUCAUGACCUCUCACCACCUUCUCCACGCUCUGACCCCUCAGGCCAUGGAUGUGGUAGAUGGUCGGCGCCCCCCCUUCCCUCCGCACCACUACAGCAGCAGCGGGGACACACGUGACACGGACACGCAGGCACCUUCGAGCGGUGACUCCAGCCCGUUGCCCCGCCCCUGCAGCUCUGACCACCUCCACUCCCCUGAUGGAAGCCCGUGUUCUGCAGAGGAGAUCGACAAAGGUGUGCCCUCUUUACUCCUCCUACCAAAUCUUACACUACCAAAUUCUCACCUCUGCUUGCAGCUCGGAGGUCUAUUCAGCUCACCUUCUCCAAGAACACACCUGAACUCUCAUUGGUUCAAUUGUGUUAAAGGACUAUAUGUGGUUUAGUAGCAUCAUCAUGUGAUCUCCACUUACUUUAGAUUUUUUGGUAUUUCAUUGUCGAAUCACUCCUUGCAAAAGUCUCACAAUGAUCAUAAAUUGCAUCCAUAAUACUGUGCACAAUAGCUACAACUUCAUCAUCGAUUAUUGAUUAUGAAUCAACUAAUCAGAUGAGGAAUUGCGCUGUAACUUAAAGCUUUUGUGGGUAGUAUUUCACAGCUUAUGACACAGAUUGAAAUGAGCAGUGAUGUCUCUUUAUGACCUGCAACAGCAGACAAACCCGCCCAUGACAAUAGUAAUUUUUAAUGCCUGUAACCUGAGUUGGGGGAACUCUGGGAGAUGGUGUAAGAUGAGACUUUUUACAGCAGGUUGAAAAGAAAGCCCUUUUGUUUUAGUGGUUCUGCAGUAAAUAUCCAUGAUGAGUGGAAAAAUUCUCUGCUAAAAGGAAGCGGGGUGAGAUUUCUUUGUUAGAAAACAAAACUUCCACAUUUACAGGACAAAGCCAGGAAAGCAGUGAAACAGUCAAAAUCAACGCAGACUAAAAGUUUCUCACUGGAGCUUUAAUGGAUCACUGAAGAGGACGCCAUAAAAAAUGUGAAUUCUUUUAAGAGAAAUGAUGAAGCUCAAAAGUGUUGAAGUGUUGCUAUAGUAACAGAAGAGUUUGCACCACUGCUGGGUGAUAAGAAAAGAGGAAGAAACAAAAUGAAGUGUUGCAAGGUCCAGAUUUUUUUGGUGCACGACUGAAAAUGUAGCACAGACAGAAAGGAAGUAACUUUGGACCGUUCAUUUGACUAUUAUGACGGCGCCGCUCCAGCUGCAGUUUUGUUCCGAUGUUUUAUUUAUGUGCCACACUCUGCAGAGAUGGUGAGGAUGCGAGAUGUCUCACUCCUCCGUAAUUUGUUUUGCCACACUCACCUGUUGCUACCCGGUCGCUGUUCUGGAUGCUCCACUCUCUGCAAAGAUAGUACUGAUGUGAGAUGUCUCACUCUGCAGCAAUUCAGCUAUAAAAAACAGUGUCAUAUUUGCAAAAAUAAACCAAAUACAGUGACGUCUUCACUAAGAUAACCAAAGCUGACAUCAAGCUCUCAAUCUGAAUCAUAACUUUGUCUUUAAAGAUAGAUUCUGGAUUUGCUCGUUCAAGUUGGAGUCCGGUGGUGCAGAAACUCCGGGAUUUUUUGUUGUUUUGGACACACUGAAGCUCUAAGGAGACAAACUCAAAGGUUUCUGUUGCUGUUUCUUGUUUGCCUCAUUGUAGCUUUCAGAGCGAAUUAAAUGUCCUUUUCUUCUCUGUGUUUUCAGACAGUGUGUGCAGUUCUCCCCUCCCAAAGUUCGCCACAUCACCCAAACCUAACAAUAGCUACAUGUUCAAACGGGAGCCUCCUGAGGGCUGUGAGAAGGUCAAAGUCUUCGAGGAGAUGGUGUAAGUACUUUUUUGACAUUUUCUUUGAUUUAUAUGUUGCUGAAGAUAAUUGAGUCUUAUUUCCUUCAUCACUGUCAUUCAUGUUUUUUAAUGCACCCCUCACAUGUGACUCUUUGCUCCUGCAGUAAUGUUGAUCUGUCUGAUUGUGGCGACUGUGAAAAGAUUAAACUGUAUGUGCAGUUUUCUGUUUCCAUCUCAUCGACUCAGAGAUCCUGUCAAAUGAUAGAGCAACAAAGCUAACAAGCUUAUUUGCAUUGUGGGUGGCAGGGAUGAGGGCACAAUGGUUUUGUUGAAUAAACAACUUGCUUUUAAUCCAAACACUCUCAUAAAUAGAAAAUAACAGCGAGCUCUCCUCCUUUUGUUUUCAGGUCUGGUAAAUCAAAAGGCUUCCCUCUCUUCUCGUGCCCCGACAAAAACAAGGUGAACUUCAUUCCCAGAGGCUCGGCCUUCUGCCCCGUCAAACUCCUCUGCUCCUCCCUCUUCUCCCCCGUCUCUCCCUCGUCUUGCCCCUCCGCCAACUCUGGUCUCCACGGCAACGACAGCCCAGGGCCUCAGGUGACCCCAGCUCAACCCACUGCACCACUAGCUACCUUUCCGGCCUCCGCAGACUGGAGCACCGACACAAUUACAGGCAUAAACACAAACAACAGCACAGAUAGCCAGAGCCCCGACGCAGACGCGGGGAAAGACGGCUCUGCACAAAUACUCCUCACUAGCUAG
Xyrichtys novacula (pearly razorfish) is the source of this 25935-nucleotide messenger RNA. The record is from the annotation of a GenBank genome assembly. Lineage: Eukaryota; Metazoa; Chordata; Actinopteri; Labriformes; Labridae.